This is a messenger RNA of Drosophila pseudoobscura, 601 nucleotides long. RefSeq lists its product as uncharacterized. Lineage: Eukaryota; Metazoa; Arthropoda; Insecta; Diptera; Drosophilidae. Bases 1 to 525 code for a protein of 174 amino acids. The transcript has 3 exons. The record is from RefSeq and is a predicted model, not a curated record.
AUGAACUAUAAAAUAAUCUCUUUUGGAAUGGUUUUGUUUGCCAUCUUCCUCACUGGCAGUGAGGCACCCUUCGUUAAAAUGACAAAUGCCAAGUGUCCGUCGUACAACAAAUCGUGGGUGGAGGUCCACUAUUGUCGCCUGAAGGCCUACUCCCGGAACAAGACCAGCUUGAAUAUAAAUGCCACCUUCCUACAGCCCGCAAACAAUAUCUUUCUCCGACUUAAAUUGAUGAAGAGGGCCAAUGGCUAUAAGCCAUUUCUUUGGGACUUCACCUUUGACGCCUGCGAAUUCAUGAGGAAACGGAAUCAGCCGGUGGCCAAGAUUGUCUGGAAUAUAAUCAAGGAUGUUUCCACAGUGAAUCACACCUGUCCUUAUGUUGGCUUGCAGGCAGUUAGCGAUUUCCACCGUGUUGAAAUACCCCUCCCAAUGCCAACUGGGGAAUAUCUUCUUUUGAUGACUUGGAUAUUCGAUGGUAAGCCGCAGUUUUCAACAGAUGUCUAUUUCACAUUUGUGGAGGAUUAUUAGGGCACAAGGCGUGAACAAAUUGUUUUCACUGAUGUAAUUGUCCAAGUGACUUAUGGAUUAAAAAUGAUACUGCUGA